Saccoglossus kowalevskii is the source of this 1918-nucleotide messenger RNA. RefSeq names its product actin 1 (gene act1). Lineage: Eukaryota; Metazoa; Hemichordata; Enteropneusta; Harrimaniidae. The record is from RefSeq and is a predicted model, not a curated record.
CUCUUACACAUUUUUGCAAGACUAACCCACUCACGGGGUUCAGCACUAAAUUAGGAGAUGCUUUCAAAAUUUUACAAAGCAUUGUAACUGCACCUAAAACUCCGUGCACAGAGCUUCAUCCCUCACUGUGAGUCGUCGAGCAUUGAUACAAGCACAGCGCGCUCUCCCAGCUCCAUUAGUGAUAUUUUCUCUUACCUUUACCAGAAACCACAUCAAAUAAUUCAACAUGUGUGACGAAGAAGUUGCCGCUUUAGUUGUGGACAAUGGCUCCGGUAUGUGCAAAGCCGGAUUUGCCGGAGAUGAUGCUCCCCGUGCUGUCUUCCCAUCCAUAGUUGGACGCCCACGUCAUCAGGGUGUCAUGGUCGGUAUGGGACAGAAAGACAGCUAUGUAGGAGACGAGGCUCAGAGCAAGAGAGGUAUCCUUACCCUGAAAUACCCAAUUGAGCACGGUAUUGUUACAAACUGGGAUGAUAUGGAGAAAAUCUGGCAUCAUACUUUCUACAAUGAGUUGCGUGUAGCUCCAGAGGAACAUCCAGUUCUGCUCACAGAAGCUCCACUCAACCCCAAAGCCAACAGAGAAAAGAUGACACAGAUCAUGUUUGAAACUUUCAACACACCCGCCAUGUAUGUAGCUAUCCAGGCUGUACUGUCACUGUAUGCAUCUGGUCGUACAACUGGUAUUGUGAUGGACACUGGUGAUGGUGUAACCCACACAGUACCAAUCUAUGAAGGUUAUGCUUUGCCACACGCCAUCCUUCGUCUGGAUUUGGCUGGACGUGAUCUUACUGACUACCUCAUGAAGAUCCUGACAGAACGUGGUUAUUCAUUCACAACCACAGCCGAAAGAGAAAUCGUUCGUGACAUCAAGGAGAAACUGUGCUACGUAGCUCUGGACUUCGAACAAGAAAUGGCAACCGCUGCUUCAAGUUCAUCACUAGAAAAGAGCUAUGAAUUGCCUGAUGGUCAGGUUAUUACCAUUGGUAACGAACGUUUCCGUUGCCCAGAGGCUCUCUUCCAGCCUGCUUUCUUGGGUAUGGAGUCUCCAGGUAUCCAUGAAACCACUUACAACAGCAUUAUGAAGUGCGAUAUUGAUAUCCGUAAGGACCUGUACGCCAACACUGUACUCUCCGGUGGUACCAGCAUGUACCCAGGUAUUGCUGAUCGUAUGCAGAAGGAAAUCACCAGCUUGGCUCCCAGCACAAUGAAGAUCAAGAUUAUUGCUCCACCAGAGCGUAAAUACUCCGUAUGGAUCGGUGGCUCCAUCUUGGCUUCCCUCUCCACCUUCCAACAGAUGUGGAUCAGCAAACAAGAAUACGACGAGUCCGGCCCAUCCAUCGUUCACCGCAAAUGUUUCUAAACUGCCUUGAUCUUGAUGAUUGACAAUUACAUAAACAAAUACUGUCAAAUCUGACUAUUGUGCGCGCGAAAUGGCUGCUGAGAGUUCCCAAAGAUGAGCCAGAUUUAUUUCUCUCUGUAACCAUCCUGAGCCAGACUUUACAAAAAAAAAAAUGGAUAACAUCUGGAGUGCUCAACUUGUAAAUGUUUUGUUAGUUCUCUAGCUUGUUAGAAUUUUGGUGAAGUUAAUUAUUCUAGUUUUGUUGGAUUAGCUAUGGGAGGGGGAGGGCGUUCAAGUCUGUUCAGAGGGUAAUGUACUGGGUGCUCUUUGCAGAAAGGGGGAUUGGUGCUAUCCUGUGUCUGUAUCGACUGUAAUGCUUUAACGUUGCAAUAUAGAGUCUGAACUUAUAGGCUCAACUCUAAGAUAUAUAAAAAAAAUGAAAAGAUUAAAAAAAAAUCAUAAACAAAUCAAACUUGUUCACCACUUCUCGUUACAUUCAUUUCAGUUACUGCUUCUGUGUUAUUGUACUUCGGAGAAUUUUUUUAUACUAAAAACAAAUUAAAGUACGGGACAAACUGAAAA